Molecule: messenger RNA, 3542 nt
Organism: Episyrphus balteatus (marmalade hoverfly)
Lineage: Eukaryota; Metazoa; Arthropoda; Insecta; Diptera; Syrphidae
Gene: per
Product: period circadian protein
Exons: 11
Coding region: 248-3253 (1001 amino acids)
Biological process (GO): entrainment of circadian clock by photoperiod; negative regulation of transcription by RNA polymerase II; circadian regulation of gene expression
Cellular component (GO): nucleus; cytoplasm
Molecular function (GO): transcription corepressor binding; transcription cis-regulatory region binding
Source: RefSeq, a predicted model, not a curated record
AAAUAAAUAAUAAUUCUUGAAAAAUUUUACAAAUAGUGUUUUUUUUUAAAUUUAAGGUCACAAAAAGUGGAGAAAGAAGAAAAAUAAAACAAAAACAGAAAAUAAACAAGAUGUAAUUCGGUGCUAAUCGAUUAAUAAAUUUUAAAAAUAAUCGUUGUUAAUGAUAUCGUAGACGCAACUUUAAAUUAAAUUCUUCCAACUGAAUUUUCACCCUCUGUUCCAAUAUAGAUAACCAAAUAACGUGAAAAUGGAAGGCGAAUCAACUGAAUCAACGCACAAUACAAAAGUGUCAGACUCAGCUUAUUCAAACAGUUGCAGCAACAGUCAAUCACAAAGAAGUGGAAGCUCAAAAUCUAGAUUAAGUGGCAGCCAUUCAUCAGGAAGCAGCGGAUAUGGCGGAAAACCAUCAACUCAAACGAGUAGUAGUGAGCUUCAUACUAUGCGUGGUAUGGACAAAACACGUAAGAAGAAAAAGCAGAAAUGUUCUACGCAAACACUUUCAAAUACAAUCGAAAAUCCAGAAGAAUGUGGUACAUCCAAAGAAGUAAAAGCUGAAGAACAAUUAUUGGCUGCUUCAGAGAAAACUAAUUGUCAAAUGGACGGCCAGGAACCAUCUGUAAAUGACGAGUUAACUGAACAGCAGAAGUCUGAUAAUUACUCACAAUUUACAACUUCAUCCCCUUCACCAGCAACAGGCGAGUACACGUCAUCAAAACCAGAAAAGUCUGCACCUGUUACUUUAAAAUCAGACCAGAAAUCAGUUUCAAGAUCAGAGAAAAUUAAAGAGGAAAGUUUCUGUUGUGUUAUAUCAAUGCACGACGGUGUUGUUCUCUACACAACCCCAACAAUAACAGAGCUUCUAGGAUUUCCACGAGACAUGUGGGUGGGUAGGUCAUUCAUUGACUUCGUACACACCAAAGACCGAGCCACUUUUGCAAGUCAAAUAACAACUGGAAUACCUGUGGCUGAAACACGUAGCACCAUCACAAAAGAUGCUCGUACGUCUUUCUUUGUUAUGAUUCGACGUUAUAGAGGUUUGAAAUCGGGUGGCUAUGGUGUCAUUGACAAGGCACUUAUGUAUGAGCCAUUUCGUUUGUCCUUGACUUUUCGAGAAGCCCCAGAAGAAAUUCGACCAGAUGGCACUGUGGAAACAUCUGGAACAACUAUGCUUUUAGUUAUUUGUGCUACUUACGUUAAGAGCUCUUACAAAGUACCAAGUGAAGUCCUAUCUCACAAAAGUCCCAAGUUCUCAACCCGGCACACAGCAACUGGAAUUAUUUCCCAUGUUGACAGUUCUGCUGUAUCACCUCUAGGUUACCUUCCACAGGAUUUGAUUGGUAGAAAUAUUCUUGAUUUUUACCAUCAUGAGGAUUUGAUUCUUCUGAAAGAAAUUUAUGAAACAAUUAUGAAAAAGGGUCCAACAGCUGGAAAGUAUUUUUGUAGCAAACCAUAUAGAUUUUUGAUACAAAAUGGUUGUUACAUUCUAUUCGAAACCAAGUGGACAAGCUUUAUGAAUCCAUGGUCAAGAAAACUAGAAUUUGUCAUGGGUAAUCAUAGAGUCUUUCAAGGUCCGAAGAAUUGUAAUGUUUUUGAGCCUGCAUCGAAUGCAAAAACUUCACUUUCCGAAGAAACUCGUAAUCGCAGUAAUCGAACAAAGGAAGAGAUAUUGAAAUUAUUAUCAAAAACUUUACCUAAAGCUUCAGAUACUGUUAAGCAACAAGUAUCAAGACGUUGUCAAGCACUGGCAUCUUUGAUGGAAACAAUUAUGGAUGAGGUUUCUCGACCGGAUCUUAAAUUAGAUCUACCACACGAAACAGAUUUGACAAUCUCGGAAAGAGGUUCCGUAAUGUUGGGUGAAAUCUCACCCCACCAUGAAUAUUAUGACAGUAAGUGCUCAACUGAGACACCGCCCAGUUAUAAUCAACUAAACUACAAUGACAACUUGCAGAGAUUCUUCAACAGCAAACCUGUAACGGCUUCUGAAAUUGUUACACUCAAAAUUGAACAACCAUAUAAUGAGCCAGUAGAUGGAGGCAUUGCUCUAAGUCCAAUAGAAUGCUUCGAACAAGGUGGUGGUAGUGGAUCAUCUGGAAAUUAUACAACAGGUAGCCAUUUUCAUAUGGGAAGCAUCACAAAUACCAGUAACCCCGAGACAGGAACGUCAUCAGAAAGCGUUCAAUUGCAGUCACUCACAGAAUCGUUGAUAAAUAAACACAAUGAUGUCAUGGAAAAGUUAAUGCUUAAAAAACAUCGAGAGUCAAGAGUUCGACUUGGGAAGAAAAAUCUUGAAAAGUCUCAGGACAUAAGCAUUCAUGGAAUCAAACGAUUCGGAUCACAUUCCUGGGAAGAAGAAGUAAACAGGGCAUCCAAGCACAACCAUUUAAAUCCCGGCGUCCAGAUGGGUGAAGCAAGUGAACUGGCCAAUACUAAAAAAAUGUUUCCACAAAUGCAGUACUUUGGUACUCUUGGCGAACAGUGUGGCAUACCGGCAGCUGGACGAACCAAUAUGUGGACACCAUUAUCAGUUGGUAUGCCUCAUAUGCCUCAUACGGCACAAACUGCAUCAGCAAUGAGUCAGUUUCCAGCACAACAAAGCAUGUUCCCGGCACUUUAUUAUAUUCCAGCACAAACUAGCAAAUAUAUUCAUGACAUUAAAACAAGUGCCACCGGUCAACCAGUACAUUAUUCAGAAGGUUUAAUAUAUCCACCUCCGCCGCUUGUCUAUUUACAUCCCACAAUGGUGCCGAUGUCAUUUGCAAAUCUAACCAGUUCUGUGGCACUACCGGAUCAGAUGAGCCGAACAUCAACUUUUACAACGACACAAUCUUUGAUGGCUGCACCAAAUCAAACAAAGACGCUUGACUCUUAUCAUCCCAUAACAUCUGGACAACUGCAAAGAUCGUCCUCGCAGGCAACGUCAGUGAAGGCGGAACCAGGCUCAAAUAUGGCUCUUUCAGAUGUAUCCAAAAAAGGAAUAGUCGAUUCACCAAUUCAAUCAGAAACUGAAGAUUACGUCGCUGAACAACAUAUUGAAAUAAUUCAUAAUCAAAAUACUGAUAGUAAUGGCAACAAUGACGACAUGGAUGGUUCAAGUUUUUCAAGUUUCUAUUCUUCAUUCAUAAAAACAACCGAUGAUUCUGAAGGUCCACAGGAAAACGAAAAAGAAACCAAUUAUAGAAAAUUUAAAGUAGGAUUAGUAGCUAAUUUGAUUGAAACUGGGGGAGAAGAACAAACACAACAUGGAGAUGGAUAAAAUAAAUUAGUUUUAUUUUCUUUGCAUUUAAAAUGUACCUAUGUCACAAGAGAAAAACAAAAACUUAAGACAUUUAAUGUACCUAUGUAUACAAUUUAUAAGCACUUUUAUGUGUGUACUUUCUUUUUUGAAAGUAUACUUUUGCACUUAAUGUCAAAAUUUAUAUAAAUAUUUAUGUAAGGUUUUCUCCAUGGAAUGCUACACAAUUUAAUUUAUAAAAUAAGCUCGAGUUUUUACUGAAAAGCAAGAAUAAAAGUUAACUGUGCUAAACAAAGGACAUUUCCUAGGC